Molecule: messenger RNA, 656 nt
Organism: Epinephelus lanceolatus (giant grouper)
Lineage: Eukaryota; Metazoa; Chordata; Actinopteri; Perciformes; Serranidae
Gene: rpl12
Product: ribosomal protein L12
Biological process (GO): translation
Cellular component (GO): ribosome; cytosolic large ribosomal subunit
Molecular function (GO): structural constituent of ribosome; large ribosomal subunit rRNA binding
Source: RefSeq, a predicted model, not a curated record
UGCUCGGCCUUUCUUUCUCCCUUAGCGGUGAAGGUGCAACAGUAAUCGGUCGUCCCGAGUCCGGGUUCAUCCGACACCCUCACCAACCAAGCUGAACUGAGCUCAACCUCCACAGCAUCAACAUGCCUCCUAAAUUCGACCCCAACGAGAUAAAGAUUGUGUACAUGAGGUGCACAGGAGGAGAAGUCGGAGCCACCUCAGCUCUGGCCCCCAAAAUCGGGCCUCUGGGUCUGUCUCCCAAGAAAGUUGGUGACGACAUUGCCAAGGCCACUGGUGACUGGAAGGGCCUGAGGAUCACUGUGAAGCUGACCAUCCAGAACAGGCAGGCAGCGGUUGAGGUCGUUCCCUCUGCAUCUGCUCUGAUCAUCAAGGCUCUGAAGGAGCCUCCUCGUGACAGGAAGAAGGUCAAGAACAUCAAGCACAGCGGGAGCGUGACCUUCGAUGAGAUUGUGAGCAUUGCUCGCGUCAUGAGGCCUCGCUCCAUCGCCAGAGAGCUCUCAGGAACCAUCAAAGAGAUCCUGGGAACCGCUCAGUCUGUCGGAUGCACCAUUGAUGGCCGUCCUCCCCAUGACGUCAUCGAUGACAUCAACAGCGGCAAAGUCGAGUGUCCAUCCGAGUAAAUGAGCGACACAAAUAAAAUUUUCAUAAAAACUGAA